GUGCACAGUACAACUUGACAUUGCGAACAGUGUCGACACACACACAAGCACCGGCAGCGGUUUUUUAAAUGUUAUAGUCUGUUUUGUUUAUAUUUACUUCUUCUGCCAACACGCGUUGCUAGAAGAACUUAAAUCAUAUCAACGCAUGUAGCGAAUAAAAAGUUAACAGUUUUUCUGACUAUUCCGCCACCAGUUUACGUGCGUUAUUUUUGUUUAGUGGACAGUGACUAUCGGCUUCACCAUUGCUUCUUUGCACCACCUUAGGCCGCCAGGCCAACCCGGAGCUCCAUUUAUGAUGUCUACUAUUCAUUCACCGGAAAACGGAUUAAUAUUCUCACAACCACCCGAUGUACUAAAACAACAUAUAAUGGUUGCUGAAUUCGUUGGACGUGGCCAAAGCGGUUCUCCAGUAAAUGGCGAAGUACCUCACUUAAACUCUGGCCUUCCUAAUGGACACAGUAGAGAAAUGUUAGCUACUAGCACCACUCCAGGAGCUGAUCACUAUGCUAUGCCUGGAUCUGUGAAUCAUAAGGAAUUAUUCUCACAACGCAAACAGCGAGAAUUUACUCCUGACAAUAAAAAGGAUGACAACUACUGGGAUAGACGGAGAAGAAAUAACGAAGCGGCCAAAAGAUCACGUGAAAAACGUAGAUUUAACGAUAUGGUUUUGGAACAAAGAGUGAUCGAGCUUACCAAAGAAAAUGCAAUUCUUAAGGCUCAGUUAGAAGCCAUUCGUGAAGAAUAUGGGAUUUGUGGGGAAAAUGUUGUCUGUGUCGAAAAAGUAUUGGCUAGUCUUCCCACUAGUGAACAGGUUCUCAGUCUAACAAAGCGUCAAAAAUUAGUACAUCCUUCUCCAGCACCACCUGUACUAUUUGCGCCUCAAAGCCCAGUACCUACUUCAGUGAUUCAUCAACCGUUGAGUUCUCAACCAAUAACCCAUACUUCUAUGCAUCAAGUGCCUAUUGAACCCGCUUUUAGAGAACAUCCAGAUUACCAUUCAACCUACCAAAUGCCUUAUAGACAUCCAUCCCCUGGUGCCUUAAACUUGUCUGCAAGAAGACCACGAAGUUCACCCUCUCCUUUCGAACUAUCAAGUACGUCUGGAGACGAAGGACCUCCUACUCAACCAGCACCCACCGAACCUAAUAAUAGUCUACCUUUGAAACUUCGACAUAAAUCACAUUUAGGCGAUAAAGACGCUGCAACCGCUCUUUUAGCCCUUCACAAUAUCAAACAAGAACCCUCCAGGGCUACUCCUCCUUGGGAUGGAGAAGGAUCUUCAGACGAAAGGGACUCUGGCAUAUCUUUGGGGGCUGAAUGGACGGCAUCACAAGCUGCGGCUACCUUACAAUCUCUCCAAAAGAGUUCCCAAAAUACCCAGGAACCCAAAGCGCAUCCACUUCAUUCUGAGAUUGUCAGGUUAACCACUGAGGUGGAGCAGCUAAAAUCCUUAAUGAAGGAAAAAGAUGCUCGCCGCCACUAAGUACUGUGAUCGCUCCCCAAAGGGGCUAUUUAUUUUAGGGUUAGUUAAUUUAUUUUAAUUAGGUAAGAAACUCAAUUAAAAAUGGAUUUGCACAAAAAUAUUUUGCAGGGCUAUCUUUGUUCUGAUUUUGCCAGUGUAAUUAUUCCUAUUUUCCUUUCGUAUAAAAAGUAUUCUUUUAUGCUAUAACCAUCUUAAUAUUGAAAAAUUAGAAAUUGCUAUCCGUUUUGUAGUUUUAUACAAAAAAGUUGAUAAUAGCGGCAAGAUAACUUGCACGGUGUUGUAUUAUUUCCCUGUUUUAAUAUACAUGUUAAUUGAUCUAAGGCUACUAUCCUUCUAUAUUUAUGUAUGUAUGCUAUUGUACAUCAUUACAACUGAUAAAAAAAAAAUUAUCCCGAUAUUUGUAAUAAUUAUUAUAUGGUAGGGAAUUAUCGUACCUUUUAUUAUUAUUAAAACUAGCUGAUGUAAGAUUGUGUGAUUUUUGUAACGAUUUACCCUAUGGAAUUAUUUAUGUAUAAAUUGUAUGUAUAUUUGUUACGUCAUGUCAAUGUUCCGGACUCUAAAUUAUUUAAUUUUUUGCUAAAACUUUAAUCAAUAAGGCCGGUCUAAAAAGCUGGUCCAUAAACUUAAAUCUUUUAGUCUCUGGCUCGUGUUUAAGUCUUAGUCCGGCUGCUGACAUUCACCCUAUAUUGAAAGGAAAAUAUAUAAAGAAAAUAUUGAUAUAUUUUCAUAUUACCGUUUUAAUGUAUCCUAAUUAUAUUUAAAUAAAUAUUUGCAUCGUUUUUCAAAA
Anthonomus grandis grandis is the source of this 2270-nucleotide messenger RNA. It is a transcript of the gene vri, whose product is annotated as nuclear factor interleukin-3-regulated protein. Gene Ontology annotation, cellular component: nucleus. Bases 293 to 1483 code for a protein of 396 amino acids. The record is from RefSeq and is a predicted model, not a curated record. NCBI's taxonomy places the organism in Eukaryota, Metazoa, Arthropoda, Insecta, Coleoptera, Curculionidae. The transcript is spliced from 2 exons. Gene Ontology annotation, biological process: circadian rhythm; regulation of DNA-templated transcription. Gene Ontology annotation, molecular function: DNA-binding transcription factor activity; DNA binding.